AGGGGUGUGCAAGAGUAGUAUGGAGUGGAAAACUUUCCAAACCUCUCUCUUAAAGCUGCAAUAACUGAGUGAGUGUAAGAUGAGAUUGUGGCUCUUUACUUUUAAGUUACUAUUUGUCUCCAUCCACCGCUUUCAGUGCUUGGGCAGCGCUUGCUGUGGGUUUCUCCGUUGCUUCGCAGUUUAAUGAGCAGUUCAUCAAACUGGAGUGUGUUCAGUUCCUCCUUUUCUUUCAGCUGUGGCUGCUUGCAGAUAAAUUGACACAAUGUGGAGCAACAAGUCGAAUGAGGUGCCUCUACAAAAUCCGAGGCAUAACCAAAACAAGGAUUCUACCAGAGAUCUAACUGCAGCAUGGGCUACUUUUUCUCAGACUAAGGCUGCUCUACGUCAUAUAGAGAACAAAUUGGAAAUAGCUCCCACCAGCACAGCCGUGUUCGAUUCUGUCAUGGAUGCCAAGAAGCCCUCUGCUAGCUCGAGCAGGAAAAUAAGCAGAAAGGCUUCCCGGUCCUCCAGCCAAAAUAAAUCAAGCAAGGACAAGUCCUCACGCAGCCCUCUUCGAGCGACCACCCUUGAAAGCAAUGUGAAAAAAAGCAAUCGUGUGGAAUUUCGGGAACCAUUGGCUUCAUACAGGGACACGUAUAGCUCUCUGCCUUAUCAAAGUUCUAGCCAACUUGAGGCCAAGCAACUGCUCUCUGGUUUGGACUUCAACGAAGCAGAAGGGAAGACUGAAAUAACAGGCUGUAUGAUACAUGACCAAGAUGAACGGGAUCUACACAGCAGAGAUUUUGAAAGCCCAUGUUCUUCUGCUGCAGAUGAGACUGUUGUUAGGUAUUUGAAUGACAGACCAGCAAUUGAUGCCCUGCAGAAUAAUGAGGCAUUUCUUAAGGUUGCAAUACCUCCAAGGUUGGAAGAAGAAAAAGCUGGUGGCUCCAGAGGAGAUUCGAGUAGCACUAAAACUCCUCAGAGUAACACAUCCCAGGACAGUGACCUGAAAGUGUCUUCUCCUUCUGCCACGAGUACUUCUAGUGCUCAUAGGCUGGAAAUCUUGAAACGGCGGCAGCAUGAUGCUAAGUUGGAGAAGCUGAAGGAGCGGAUUCGAAAGCAGUGGGAGCAUUCUGAAGAACUGGGUGGCAGAGGGCAGCACUUGGGGUAUGCUGAGCAACCCGUCGUGAUCACAAACGUGGAGAAUGCGGUGACUCCCAAAGUCAGGAAAGUGACAGCUGCACCUGCAGCUCCAUCAUAUAGAGGUUUCAAUCCCACUGAAACGAAGAUUCGCGCUCCAGAUGGAAAGAUCUGGCGUGAGCAAGAAUUUCACAUUACUCGGGAGCUGUAUAGAGAUAUAGCACUCCAGUUAACAGGGAAUUCAACAGUGAAAGAAAAACCUAGUGAGAGAAACAAAGAGAAAAAAGCAACCAGACCAGUGCGGAAAGUGCAAAAACUGACACGGUUGUCAAGCUCAGAGUCCAAACAAGGUGGAAACUAUGUAAUAAGUGCAUCCUCCUGGCGGGAGGGACAAAAGCUGGUAAAAAAGAUACUGGGUCCAGCUCCCAGAAUAGAACAGGACAGAAGAGCUGUAUCUAGUGACAGAACAGGACGAGAGAGAGCUGCCAAGUCUGCAGGCUGUAUUGGAAGGACGGGUUCAGAUUCUAGACUGGAUGUUACCCGUAAAACCUCUUCAAGAAGUUCUGAAAGGUCGAGGAGUAAAGUGCGGUCUGAGAAUAACCUGAAGAAACUGGAAGCUGCUCUUCCAGAUGGUAACCAAGAAGAUCAUGGCUCUGUAAAUAAGGACUUCCUGCCCGUGGAGAUACGUGGCAUUCUCGAUGACUUGCAGUUGGAUUCCAUGAGUACAAAGCAAGAGAAAGAUGUGGAAAAGCAGAAUCAGAAAUCUGUUUUGCCUGCUCAAAAUGCCAGGAGCCACAGUCCAACCAAAAGGAAACCGGACAAGAUUGCUGCCAGUGAAGAGCCUCAGGUGAUCUCUAAGAAACGUCACUAUGAUACGGAUGAGGUUCGUCAGUACAUCAUCAGGCAGCAAGAAGAGAGGAAGAAGAAGCAAAAUGAAGAGAAGAAAGCACAAAAGGAGGCAACAGAACAGAAGAACAAAAGGCUCCAGGAGCUCUACAGAAAGCAGAAGGAGGCUUUUACUAAAGUGAAAAACGUGCCUCCUACUGAACCUUCAGCAGCCAAACGGUUACAGGAAACCUAUUCUAAACUAUUGCUGGAACAUACACUUCUAGAAGAGCCACCUCAGCUGCCUACAGUGCAGGAAGCACAGCCCAGACCUGGUUAUCAACCAUCUGGGGAAUCUGACAAAGAAAACAAGGCUCAAGAGCGUCCUCCGAGUGCAUCUUCAAGUAGUGACAUGUCGCUUUCAGAACCACAGCAGCCGCUACUGAGGAGUGAUUUGCUGGAGCCUCCAUGGGUACAGCCAGACAGGUUGAGCCCAAGAAUCCAGCUCUCUCACCCACAAGCUCUCAUGGGCUCAAGUGGAGGUCCAUGCUCCCAACACUGGAGCCUGGAGCAGAUGGACCUUUUGUCAAAGGAGUGUGAUGCAAUGCUGGCAGGCAGGAGGAACCAUCCUGCCCCUGUGGGAUCACUGACCUUGAUGCCUCAGCCAUUCCUGAAUUCACCCACCGCACAGCAAAAUCUCUUAGUAAAACCUACUGCUAACCAAUAUAAGAGCAAAUUAGAUCGAAUUGAAGCUUUGAAAGCUACAGCUGCUUCCCUUUCUAGCAGGAUUGAAAGUGAAGCAAAAAAAUUGGCUGGGGCCGGUAUCAAUUAUGGUACCAUGUGGAACUCAGAAUUUAUGCAAGAAAACCAGGAUGAUGGGCGAUGGGCAAAGGCUGUGAGUCCUCCUGUGAGAGAGGAAAAUGAAGAUGCUUUUUCAGCCAGAAUCCAAAAAAUGCUGGGUACCUGUGUGUCUCAUACAGCCUUUGAUGACAACCUUCCUGGGGUAGGCAACCUUAGUGAAUUUAAAAAGCUCCCCGAGACCAUCAGGCCUCAUACUGCUGCAGUCAGCCUUGGAAUGAGGUCCCCUGCUGCUAACAGGCAUGAGGGGAUACUGGGACAUUUAUCUAAGAGACAGACUGACUCCCCAGGGCGUGAAAACCAGGCUCAUGCUCCAAACAAAGCUGUAAUUCCUCACGAGUCCAGCAUUGACUCCAUCAGCGAAGGGCCUCUCCCGAGUGAUGGAAGCCUCUCUGAAGAGGAAGGAGGCCACCACAAACAAUUGCAACUGAAGAUGCUGGAGACAUUAAAAGAGAAGGAUUUCUGCAUUCGGGAGAGAAAUGCUUUUGAGCCCAUAAGGGAGUUUCAGAAAGAAGCUGAGAAGUAUUUGCCACUUUUCACUCAGACAAGCGGGGCACACAGCAAGGGGCCAUGGGAGGAACUAGCGAAGGGAAGUCCCCACAGUGUCAUCAACAUCUUUGCGAAAAGUUAUCAGCUUCAUGGAAAAGUGUUUGAUGAAAGGUCGAGUGGAGGGUCUACUCUUCUGCACCCUUUGCUCCCUGCCAUGAGCCCUCCAGAAAGCCUGGUUUCUUACGAAGAUGAUUUUGCCUCGUCACAGGGAAGUGACACUUUAACAGACAAAAAAAUUGCACGUGACCUCAGUGUUGCUGGCAGCAGUAAUUCAAGCAUUCAGGAAGAACUUCCAAGCAGGAAGUCUCCCCGUGAACCUCGAUCUGUAGAGCUUGCUUCUCAGCAUUCAUCUGGACCACGGUCUGCAGCAUCCUCUCGCUCAUCUGCUUCCUCUAAAAAGAGAGGGAAAAAGGAACGGUUGGACUCUUUCAGUGGAAGUUCUCACCACUUUCCUGUGGAAGAAGAUAAAAUGCUAUCUGAAUUAGAAUGGGGAUCCCAACAGACAAAGAAGUCCUUAUCAAGUAGCAGAAUUUCUAGUAAAGAUCACGAGCAGAACCCGGAUACAGACAGCACAUUAGAAAACUUGUCUGGACACUCCCUAAUGAGCUUCUCAGACAAGGGAAGAUCCCAGAAGACGCCAGCUUCUUCCCCAUCCGGUUCCCAAAAAAUGUUGCAGUUUGAUUCUACAGGCAAUACAGCAGAAAGAGUCAAGUCACCUGCUGGCUCUUCUGGAAGUACAGCACCAGGGCUGAAGCCUAACAUAGCCUUCCCUGACCUGAGUCUGGGAACAGGCAGGUUGACUAGUAAGUCUUACCCUGCAGGAUGUAUGCGCUUCUCCCCUGCUGGUCUUCAGCAUCGUUUAUCAGCAGAAUUGAACUACCUUAAUGCUAUCGAGGAGUCUGUGCGCCAGCUUUCAGACGUAGAGCGGGUACGAGGCAUAUCACUUGCCCAGCAGGAGAGCGUUUCUUUGGCUCAGAUUCUAAAGGCACAGCAACAGCGCCACGAACGGGAUUUGACUCUUUUGAAAAUCAAGGCCGAACAAGAAGCUUUAGAAAGUCAGAGACAACUGGAGGAGGCAAGGCAGAAGGCAGCUCAGGUCCACGCAGAGUCACUGCAGCAUCUGGUCCAGUCGCGGCAGGAGGCUGCACAGGAGACCCCAUGCAAGGCUGCAGCCAAACAGGCAGAAACUGCACUUCUCACUACAGAUGCAGCUCACCAAAUCCGGGAGAUGACAGAGUUAGCACGAGCACAGAUCUCGGAUACUGUCAGCGCUCCAGCUGCUCCAGUCACCACCUUGUUUGACCACCAGCGGCAGCAUCAUUCAGAGUUCAUGAAACAACUGAGAGCCCGAACUGAUACAAACAGGAAAUGUGAGCCAUCUGGUACCAUAUCACAUGGUAAAGAGGAGAGAGGUGACUCAAAACAGACAUACUCACCGAUGUUCGAUAGUUAUUCAGAGUCCUCGAGAUCAAAAGUUCAUGAUCAGAGUAGUACCAGCAGCCGCCAAGAGAGUCCUUCAGUUCCAUCUUCUAAGGAGAAUGAGAAAAAGCUUUCCCGUCGUGAGAAGAUAAGUAGCAGUAUUGAAGAGCAGGCUCAUACUGGUGUUGAUGACUCCUUGCCAAGUGAUAGUGUUUUAUCACUGCCAGAUGAAAAAGAUUCUGCUUCUGUUGCAACAGAGUAUUCCCUGAAAUUUGAUGAGUCCAUGACAGAGGAUGAGAUUGAGGAAAAGUCUUUUCGGUCUUUGCUGCCCUCUGAGAGUCAUCGCAGAAAUAAUUUGGAGAAGAAACGGGGUAAUCGCGAUGAUUCUGAUGAGGAAGUCUCCCCAGAAAAAACGGCUCUGUCAUCUAUCAAGGAGCUAAGCAUGCCAUUCUCAGGGGGGCAGGAUAGUUUCUCUAAAUUUACCAUGGAGAUGGUAAGACAGUACAUGAAAGAGGAGGAAAUGCGAGCGGCUCAUCAGUCCUCACUGCUUCGGCUCCGGGAGAAGGCUCUGAAAGAGAAGACCAAGGCUGAAUUGGCUUGGCUGGAACACCAAAAGAAGCAUUUGAGAGACAAGGGAGAGGAUGAUAAGAUGCCUCCCAUUCGAAAGAGGCAGCGUGGUCUGCUCCUGAGAUUACAGCAGGAGAAGGCAGAAAUUAAGCGCCUUCAAGAGGCUAACAAGGCUGCCCGGAAGGAGAGACAGCUGAUCCUUAAACAGCAGGCGGAAAUAGAACGAAUCCGUCAGACUACAAUGAAACUGCAGGAAAAACUAAAGUCUGCAGGAGAAAACAAGCUGGAACUUCACAGUGAGGAUGACAUCAAGCAGAGCAAUGGUUCUAGCCCGCUUCCAACAGAUGAAGAAACACGCAGCCCUUCCCCAAUCUCAAUCUCCAGCAGUGAGACCAGUAGCAUUAUGCAGAAGCUUAAAAAAAUGCGCAGCAGAAUGGAUGAAAAGUUCCUCACUAAGCGAGAACAGAAGCUGAUGCAGCGUCGACAACACGCUGAAGAACUGCUGGAGUGGAAACGCCGCCUGGAUGCAGAGGAAGCAGAGAUACGGCAGAUCGAAAAGCAGGCUCUUGCUGCCUGGGACAAAGAGCUGCUGAAAACCAAAAUAGCCAAGAAAGACCUGGGAGAUCAGAGAACUGAGCCCAAAGAAACGGCUAGUGAAGAAGAGUCUCCAAUGCCUUCUUGCUCUCAUCUAAACAGUGAAAGUUCUAUCCCAGAAGAUCUUGGCAGUCUCCCUGCUGAGUCUGUCCCUUCAGAGACUAUGGGCCACGAACAGCCAGAAAGCCCUGAUCAGAGCACAGCUAACGAAGAAAUGGUUUAUUCUGAAGAGUUCAAGUCCUCUACCUCACCUGGCAAACUUUCUCCUCCCAAAAGCAGCAUAUCUGUAUCAAAGCAAGAUUCCGGCAAAAGUAGCCAUAGAACUGGAGGACAGCUACGUUCACCUGUGAAGUCUCAUCAGAUAUCUCACAACUGGUCUGAUGAAUCUUUAUCUAUGACACAGUCAGAAACCACAUCUGAUCAAAGUGACAUUGAAGGACGGAUCAGGGCCCUGAAGGAUGAACUACGGAAAAGGAAGUCUGUGGUUUACCAGCUGAAAAAAGAACAGAAAAAGAGACAAAAGGAGAGACUGAAGGCCCAGGAAGCCAGUCUGAUCAAACAACUGGAGUCGUAUGAUGAGUUUAUCAAGAAGACUGAAGCAGAGCUGAGCCAAGAUCUGGAGGCAUCACCAACAGCCAAACCUCAAAUUAAAACUCCAUCCUCAGCUGCUGCUGAGAAACCUAAGAUCAAGGCACCACCGCUUCACAGGCCCGAGACAGCUAAAAACUGGAAAUCACUGGCUGAAUCAGAGCGAUCCAGAGCAUCUUUGGAAUCUAUUUCAGAACAUGGAGAUUCUUUGUCAUCAAAAACUGAGAGAUCUGUGUCUGUGCACACCAAGAAGGUGAUAGAUGUUCAUGCAGAAGAACCUUCUGGAACAUCUUCUGUUUUAAUGUCACCAAGGAUUUCCAGAGCAGGAUCUGGUGACUCCUUAGAUAAUGUACCCUCAUCAUCUCUUCUCAAAGACAUUAACAGGAUAUUCCAUGGGUCAAUGAACAAUGUGGUAAAAGCAUCCAAUGAUGAGGCUGUCUUCAGUCAUAAAUCUGAAAUACAGGAAGACUUGGAAUACAUAAAGUCCGAGGAAUAUGAGACUGAAGGUUCUCAUGUUAAGCCUUUGGAGAGUUCUGAUGUCUUGUUGACAUUAGAUAAAGAACAGGAGAGCUCACUGGACAUCCUUCCAAAGAAAGUCCUCCAUUCUGAAAAUGAACACCCUCAGAAGGAACUCUUUGGUUUGGCUCUGGCAAGUCUUCAUGGUUCAGAAGAAAUCUUAGAACAGAAACCAGCAGAUAAAGAUGCUGUAACUGGCCUGAAUGUAGAAGAGUAUUCUCACAAAUCAGCAGAGGAAAAAGGUUAUCUGCUUUCAGAACAACUCUUUAGUCAAAAGGAGCCAUCAUACCUUGAAGACUUUGAAGGAUCUUCCUCCAGAAAACAAACAUCAGUCGAAGAAACACUUCCUGAGCAACGUUACAAAGAUGACUUUGAAGCAUCUCUUCUCUCUCCUAACGGGGAUGGUCAGUCACUGACAGAGCACUCACAGCACACACAAACCAGCAGAAGUAGAUCCACCAGCCUUGGCAGUGAUGGUGAAAUCAGUGAAUGCCUCAGCGACAGGUCUAUCUCUCUGUCUGGCAGCGUGCAUUCAGAGAGGUUAUUAGAACUUAAGUCCCCAACAGAACUUAUAAAAAACACUGAACGCAGAGAUGUGGAGCAAGAACAUGCCCCUGCUGAAUCACCGCUGUGGGCCCCUGUUUCAAUCACAGAGGAAACAGAUAGUUUGCCAAAUUUCAACAUUGGUGAUAGAGUACUUGUGAGUAAAGUCCAACCAGGAACAUUGCGAUUCAAAGGUCUGACAAAGUUUGCCAAAGGAUUCUGGGCUGGUGUGGAGUUGGAUAAACCUGAAGGGAACAACAAUGGGACUUAUGAUGGUAUUAAAUAUUUUGAUUGCAAGGAAAAGCAUGGUAUUUUUGCUCCUCCUCAAAAAAUCUCUCACAUUACAGAAAGUAUUGAUAGCCAUUUAGACACAAAUAAGGAUGAAGACUCAUUCUUUGAUGAUAGGCUGGAGAAACAACACAAAGCUGAGCAGAAAGACAGAGGAAGUUUCAAACCUGGCAAAGAGGCUGAAAGCCAGAGCAGAGAUGCAACAGAGAACUAUUCCCAGGAUAAAACUCCUGCAGACACAGCUGUUUCAGAAGCCUCAGCUGGUGAAAGGAUUGAUGAGGAGUCAUCUUCUAAAGCAAGCAGCAUAAAGGAGUUUUCUGUAGCUACUCAAUCACUUGCCCAAGAACAGUCAGUGGUGGAUUAUCUGAAGCAUGCUGUAAAAGAGGAGACCAGCCUCGCUCCUCUCAUUUCUGGUGUUGUGGAUGAGAUUUCCACUGGUCAGUUGGAUGACAUCUCAGAUUUCCUUUCUGAAAAACUUGAGAGGCAGAAGACACUGGGGGAAGAAUGUGCUGAGAAGUUAGAUGAUCUCUCUCCUGGAGUUGUGGAGAAGCCUGCAACUCCACUUCUGGAUUUGCUGGCAAAAGAAAAGACCCAGUUAGAAGCCCAGCUUAAACUACCAGAUAGAGAGGAAGAAAAGUCAAAAGACCAACUGGAAAAGGUCAGUUUGCUGACUGACAGUCUACUAAGGGAUUUUGUGAAGGACACAGUCAAUCAGUUACAGCAAAUAAAGAAGGUCAGGAAUGAGAAAAUCCAGCUCAGCAACCAGGAGCUCUGUGAUGCGAAGGAGGAGUCCAGUACCCCAUCCCAGCAGGUAGAAAACCAGAUUCCCAAUGGACUGAAUAACUUUUUUAUAAGUUCAGAUUUGGAAGAUGAAAGAGAAGAACUUUCCUCUCCAGACAUGUGUCCCAGACCAGAGAGUCCAGUGUUUGGUGCCAGUGGUCAGGAAGAGCUUGCCAAGAGACUGGCAGAGCUGGAGCUUAAUCGGGAGUUCCUGAGUACACUGGGAGAUGAUCAAGACUGGUUUGAUGAGGACUAUGGCCUGAGUUCCCAUAAGGUCCAGCACAAGCAAGCUGAGGAACCAGCAGUGCUGCCCAAGGUAGAACCACAGAAAGUGCCAACAAAGCUGUCUGAGGAGCCUUUGGCAGUCCCUCAUACCGCGGUGGAGGUGGAAGGUAUGGUACAUGCAGCAGCUGAGGAACUCUGGAAACUGAAAGAGCUGGGUCGUGAUCUGCAAAGUUUCAGCCUUCAUACAGAUCUCAGCAGUACCCUCAAAGAGCAGGACACAGACACAAUAAACAAGCAGGUUUAUAAAAAGGUGGUAUUUGAUUUAACAAGAGAGAUCUUUGGGGAAAUCUUUGCUGAGGAUCCUAAUCUAAAUCAGCCUAUUUGGAUGAAGCCAUGUAGGAUCGCAUCUGCCUACUUUCGCCGAGUGAAAGAUCCAAAUGAUCUAGAUGAAAUCAAGAGCUUCAUUGCGGCUGAAGUUCUGAAGCUGUUCAGCCUGAGGAAGGAGCCGAAUCACAAAACAGACUGGCAGAAGAUGAUGAAAUUCGGGCGGAAGAAACGAGACCGAGUGGAUCAUAUACUGGUGCAGGAACUUCACGAGGAAGAAGCGCAGUGGGUGAACUACGACGAGGACGAACUGUGUGUCAAGAUGCAGUUGGCAGAUGGGAUCUUCGAGGCCUUAAUCAGAGACACUGUUGAUGUACUGAACCAGAUAAAUGAGAAACAGCGGAGAUUGCUGCUUGUCUGACCGCGCUGAAAAUAAACUCAGAGCUGCGUAACCACUGAGUCACCGGCCUUUCCGACUCCUGACGUUACUCUCCAUCCUGCAAGCCCUGCUGCUGCUGGACUUCCCUGCGUGGAGUUUAAAGGCAGUGAUUAAAGGAACCUGAAUUUGCAUCCGCUGCCACUAGAGACCUCGCACCAGAUUUAUUAUUUGGAACGAGCUGAUCCCUCACUCGAGGCUGUAUUGUGGAGUGCUCAAGACUGUUCAUGUGCCAAUGCAGUUAUGCCACAUAACUGUCAGCAGCUGUCUGGGGAUUUGACAUGUUCAGCUUGUGGUCUGCAUGGGUUGGGUUAAGUUGAGAUACUGGAUGCUUUGCUGGAAUGGCUGUCAGCCUUCAGUACUCAACUUGUCUUUAGAAAUGUGAGUAAUUUGGAGAAGAAACGGUUUGGUCAGGUUUUAGUCAUAAACGGAGACUUACCAUACUGAAGAGUGUUAGAAUCUUAACACCUCUUCUCCUGCAGCCCUAACAAUGUGCAUCAGUUUUUUCUGCUCCAGAGCCCAUUGAAUUCCCUUCUCUGUGAAGUUGGUUUUCACCUUUCUUCUGUGAUGUGGUACCAAGUAUGGUGCCGGCCAGUCCAGGGGAAUUAGAUAAUGUUGCUUUUUGCAUUCAAGUAAAGAAUUCUUGCUGCUUUUCCUAUGUAACUUGCUUCGGUCCCAAGGUGAAGCAAGAUAAAGGCCACCUAAUGUCAAGCAUGAAAGAUGAGCCCAUGGACAACUUUCCUCCUACCGUGUAGCACUUCUCUUCCUGGAGCACCAGCUGCUCCCAGAUAAUGGAUACUCAGGACUUUCUCAGGCACGAGAGAUGCAGGAGUGGAAAAUAACUUCCUCCCAAAAAUUUGGCCUUCAGUCCCUCAGCUUCCUCCGUUACUGUCACCUGAUAAAUUGGAGCAGCUGUUACUUGAAGAAUUUAGAGAACAGAGUGUAUUCACCAAAGAAAGCAGUGUCCAGUGCUUGACUGUCUGCAUGUUUUGUGCUUGUGGGUUUUUUUAUUUAUUUUCAGAUAAUUUAUUAAGUGGGUUAUAGGAGAGUGUCCUGUGCAGUUGGCUGCACUGUCUUAGGUUUUGAGACAGCCGAACUUGAGAAAGCAUCUGUUCUGGAAAUUUCCAGAGCCCCGUAUUCUUCACACAAAACCUCCAGCUUCUUGAGACAGACUUCCUUCUGCUGAGUGCUCCUUCCUAACCUGUCCCUCCCAUUCUCCUGUUUUUAUUGGAGGAACACAGACAGUCUGGGGUCAAACUUUGAUGCCUUAAUAGUGGAUGUCCCUGUUUCCUAACCUGGGACAAGACCCAGAGGAGAGUCAGAUUCUCCAGACACACUGAAGCGCAGAAAGACACUUUGAAGCCCUCAGAGAUGCCCCAGAGAUGCCACAACCCAUGAUAGAUGUGGCGGGGAGAUCUCUACUGUCUCUUUCAUCUGCUUGGUUCUUGGGCUUCCUGCUAUGCAUACCUCUGCUACUGCUCCCUUUUUGUUUUCUCUUUUCAACCUUUUUUUUUUUUUUUUUUAAGCUAUCAUUGGAGUAUUUGCAUUUUGCACAAUGACACACAGCUGGUAACUUCUUCAGGGACAGCACUGGGAAAUGUUGGAUUUGUCAGAGGUCCAUGCAAAUUCCCAGAUACAGUAUUGCCAGCAAAUGACUUAUGAGUUAAUGGUGAGCCAUAUUCAUGGGAGUUUAAUGAGUGGAAGAACAAGUAGGAGGUCAUGUUGUAUAGGAACACCUCCAGUGGGCAUGUGCCACGUCUGUUUUGCAGUAGUGGCCCUAGAAGUCAAAUAGUCUUGGUGGAGUUCAGCAUUUUUUACCCUAAGUGAUUCACUUGUCCACGUAAAAUGUCAUGGUGCUGAACCAGGAAACUCUCAAAUGCUUAAGUUAGAAGCAAAAAAAAGCUGCUGCAUUUAACCAGCAUGGUGUCACUGACUGGGUCACCGCCUCAGAUUCCCUUUCCUGGGUGUAUCUUCUUCAAUAGCAAGGAUCGUUAUUUUUAUAGGUAGCAAUUAGGGAAAGAAGGCAGAAACCUGCAGCGUAGGUUUGUGGCUGGAGUAUCACAGAAACAAAGUCAGUUUCUGUUCUGUAGAUCUCGUGGCUGAUAUUGAGAAGGUUGCCCUGCAUCACCAAGGCUUUUGGGCUGGUCUGCGGGGCUGGCUUAGCUUUUCUGGUCUGUCCACCAGCAGGGAGAAGGUUGUACAGUUGGCCUGCUGGGGACCAUUGGAGAUCAUAUGCCUGUUGUCUUGCUGGCUUGGAUAGCAGUAGUUGAACACCCUCUACAGAAGUUGUAACUAUUUUUACAGCUGUUUGGGUAGAAGGAGGCUGUGUCGAAGUAAUGGCUUUAUUCCUUUGUAGACAUCAUGUUUAUUUUUUGGUAGCAAUCCUUGAUUUGGAGCAAAAGACUUGAACGUACGUGAAUUAUCUUCUCAAUACCUCAAGUGUGUUGAGUUGCUUUGAGCUGAGUGUAUACUCAAAACCUGGAGUGUGUUGAGUACUUGUGGACUGAUGAUUGCCGCGACGAAGCAACGGUCUGUCUGUGUCGUGGCUGGUAGUGAGGAGGUGUGGGGAAGCCUAGAGUCCCACGGAGGCUGAAUUCUCCAUUUCUCUCCUCUCCCCAACCUUCUCAUUUUAAUAACAAGAAGAUAUUUCCGGGUCCUGGUUAAAAGGUUCAAGGCUGAGACAUUUUUUUUUCUGAGACCCAAAAGACGUUUGGGGACAGUGGCUUGUCACCACUGGGGAGAUGCGGUUCCCUCUUGGGAAGGAUCUUGGUGCCAAGUGGGAAAGCCCAGGCUUGUGAGGAGAAGGAGCACGAGUACCUCUGUCACAGCAGGAUGCUCCCUGAGCCAAGCUGUGGAAUAUCAGUGCUUCUGCCUUCCCAAAAAGGCUUGUCGCUCACAAGGUGGAACGAGAGGCUGAAAAAUCCCGUCUUGUUCACUUUCCUUUCUUGAAAAAAGUGGCCUUAGCUUUUUGCAAUACUUGAAUAAGUGUGUACCUGCAGAAGAUCUUCAGUAGCACAGAGAUAGAGACCUUUUAAGUGACUAUUCUGCGAGGAACCGCGCGCAGUUCCGACUUUCAUAUCCCUUUGCUACCUUAAGAAUAUUAGGAAAAUAAAAGUACUUUUCAGCAGAGAAACAGUUGAAUCUUAUAAGGUAUUUAGUGCAUCUGAAGUGUUUACAAAUCAACUAAAAUGGAGAAAAGCGAACUAUUGAACCUAUUUGUAAUUUAAAUGUUAAAUGCAAAAAUAUAUACAGAUGAAAGAGGAAUACUGUAAUUAACCUGCAUUUACUAGUUUUUUCCUUGACUUUGCAGAGCCUUUUGAUACACAUUUGCAAAGCCGCCUUUUGGGAGGCUCUGUCUCCCUGUCUACUGUGUGUGGAGAUGCUGAAAAGAAACCCUUUUACUGUGUACGUGUAAAUAACCUGGUAACUUGGUUUUUGGGCCAGUUUCAGCUAAUGUUCACAUCCAGAGCAGCUUUGCACAGUAGGCAGAUCCAAGGAUGUGGAGGGGUUGUUUCUCUUUUGUAAUUAAGAAUUGUAAAAUAACCAGGGUGGUCCCUGUGUACACCAGUGUAAAUAUCUUUGGUAACUGAAAUGUACUUUAAGAGAACAAAAUCUGUAAAUAAACUGAUUUAUAAAUUAA
Calidris pugnax (ruff) is the source of this 13271-nucleotide messenger RNA. RefSeq names its product centrosomal protein 350kDa (gene CEP350). The transcript has 38 exons. Gene Ontology annotation, biological process: microtubule anchoring. NCBI's taxonomy places the organism in Eukaryota, Metazoa, Chordata, Aves, Charadriiformes, Scolopacidae. Gene Ontology annotation, molecular function: microtubule binding. The coding region runs from base 263 to 9616 and encodes 3117 amino acids. The record is from RefSeq and is a predicted model, not a curated record. Gene Ontology annotation, cellular component: centrosome.